This is a messenger RNA of Balaenoptera acutorostrata (minke whale), 11550 nucleotides long. It is a transcript of the gene SPATA31H1, whose product is annotated as chromosome 12 C2orf16 homolog. NCBI's taxonomy places the organism in Eukaryota, Metazoa, Chordata, Mammalia, Artiodactyla, Balaenopteridae. The coding region runs from base 1 to 11550 and encodes 3849 amino acids. The transcript is spliced from 9 exons. The record is from RefSeq and is a predicted model, not a curated record.
AUGGCUCUGGUUUGGAAGCUAACCAACCCACUGCCACCAUAUGUCAGCCUUCUACUAUUAUUUGGUUUCCUUGUCUGGGGGCUUUGGGUGAGGUUUUCUGGGAAGCAGAGUAGGGAGCAGGUGGCAGCCAAGACGCACUCAGAGACUUCAAAGCAGCAUAAACUGAAAAAGAUCCAGAAAUUCACAGGUCAGAAAGAUCUUAUUCUUCAGUUCAAGGCUAAAGAUCCACAGUGGGAAGACAAUCUCAGGAUGGGUUGCACUGAAGCUAACCUGACAUGCUUUUCAGGACUCCCUAUGGAGUGGUCCCAGGAAUAUGUAUGCUGGUCAAUGGACAGGAGUCUUCAACAGAUCGUCCAACACCUGGAAAGUGCAAGAUCAAGUCUUAUGGAAUUGGGUUUGCCUGAACCACAGGAUAUGAUUUCUUCUUCCACCUCCUCUGUCUUUGUGGCUCAGGAGCCUGUUCUACCCUGUUGUGACUGUAAGAAGGCAAAACAUUCUUCUGACAGUAGCAUCUCCUCUGGAUCAUCCUACGACUCCAGCCUGUCUCACCUUCCUGUCUUUUCUGAAGGAACAACUUGGCAACUCCGGAGCCACAGUUUACCUAUUUUACCUCAAAAUCAACCUCCUCCUGUGUUCAGGAACCAAAGCACAUCCCUGCCUUCUUUUAGGCUCUCAGAGCUUGGGAAAUCAAAACGUUUUCAGAAUUUGGCAGCUCUUUCAUCCUUAAGACCUCAAAGCACUUUUAUCAACUCUCUUUUUGAAUCCCCAAAUCUCCACAAACAAGAAGAGAAAACAAAGGAUGAGAGAAGGAGCAAGAGUCAUUUGACGUCAGAUCAUAGACCAAAUGCAAUUUUCAAAGAGAGACCACUACUGCCAGGGUCAGCUCCAUUCCAGCUCUCUCCUUUGGCUAGGCGGGAGUUAGAGGGACAUAUGGCUUGGAAGGUUUGUACUUUGCAGGAACAAACAGUGCCUCUGCCUGUGAGGGAAUCAUGGGCAAUGCUGAAUUAUUUAACUGAGGUACAAGGAGGAGUCCCUGAACCAGAGAAACCUCAAAUCCACUUAUCUAUGCCCAUUGAUCAAAGCACUGAGCAUAAUAUCAACAAUGAAUCCCCAGACCUUCCAUCAUUUCAGCUUCACAUGAACGUUGGAGUGGAAUCUGGAUUAAACAGAACAGAAACAAAAAUUUCACAGACUCUUAUCCCAGGUAAGCAGUCACAACCUGGGGAUGGCCCUCAAAUCCUUGGAUCCAGGCCCUUAAUGACAUCAAUGGGCACUCCACCUCCCAAAAGUUUAGGAGUUGACAUAGCUCAAGAGGAAACGACUUUACUGCCAAAGGACCCAAAACGUGUGCUAGAGCUUAGUGUAGAGCAGAGGGUCAUAGAUCUUCCAGAAAAAAGGAUACAGCAGCAUAAGACCCAAGUGACUAACGUGGAGCUGACCCCACAGCUACCAUAUCAAGUCAGAGAUAGCAUAAAGGUUACUCCACUGGCAUUACUUCAAGUCAUGGAUUCAAUGGGGAUGAUUCCAGAAUCACAGUCAGAAGUGAUAGAAACUGUGGGUUUGUUCCCACGGCCACCAAAUGAAGUCGUGAAACCAAUGGAAGCCACGGAAACAGUGAGUGUAAGCCAAAACCCAUCAUAUCAAGUCGUUAAAUCAGUGGAGGUAACCCCAGGAUCUCAGCAGCAAGUUAUGGAAUCCAGGAAGAUGACCUCAAGACAGCAGAAUCAAGUCACAGGCAAUGUGAAGGUAACUCCUAUAGCAUUGCUUCAAGUCAUGGAUUCUAUGGGGAUGAUUAAAAAAUCACAUCCACCUAUCAUACAGUCAAUGGGAAUGACCCCAAGGAUGCAAUAUCAAGUCAUGGAGUCAAUGAAAAGGACCACAUUGUUGGACCAGCAAGUCAUACAACCAGGAAAGAUGAGUCCAAGGCUACGACAUGCAGUCAUGGAAACUGUUGAAAUGACCCCAGGGCCACAGCAUAAAGUUAUGGAAUCAGUGGACGUAACAUCAAGGCCACAAAGUCAAGUCAUAGAACCAAUGAAGAUUACUCCAGGGCCAAUAUGUCAAAAUGUAAAAUCACCUGAAAUGAUCGCCAGGCCAUUGCAUCAAGUGAAGGAUUACCUGGAAGUAACUCCAGUGACACUAUUACAAGCUAUGGAUUUCAUGGGGAUAAUUCCACCAACACAGUCACAUGUUAUAGAAUCUGGGGAUUUGGCCCCCAGUUCACAGUUGCAAGGUAUGGAAUAUGUUCAUUUGGCCCUACCAUCAGAGUUUCCAGGUAUAAAAACCGUGGAGUUGACUCUAAGACCAGUACAAGAAGAUAUGAAAUCUGUGGAGUUUGCCCCAAAGCCAUGGUUACAAGAUGUAAGAUCUGAGGAGACAGCUCCAGUACCAUUGCUUGAAGAUGUGAAAACUCCUCAAAUGGUAGAAAGUAGGAGGUUGAUUCCUGAGACACAGGUAGAAGACAUGAAAUAUGAGGAACUGAUCCCAGGAGCACACAUUCAAGCAGUAAAAUCUGUAGAGUUGAACCUCAAACCGAACCAUCAAGUCACAGAACCUGAAGGAUUGACCCCAUGGCAUCAAGCUUCAGAAUCUUUAAGGAUGAUCUCAGAGCCAGGAUAUCCAGAAACAGAAGCAAAGUUUACCUCUGACACUUGUCACCAUGCAAAAGAAUCUAGGGGGUUGAUACAAUCAUCUUUAGGAAAUACCCCAGGGCCACUGAGCCAAGCUUCAGAAUUUAUGCAGAUGAACUCAAUGUCAUUCCAAGGUACUCUUGAGCCAAUGUUCCAAAGUGUAAAAGCCAUGGGGGAUACUCCAGUGUCACAGCACACAAUACAAGAAUCUUUAGAGUUGGUACCAGGAUCAGAGAUGCAAGGUAUGAAAUCAAAGAUGUUGACCCCAGAGUCCCAAGGUAUGAAGUUUGUUCAUCUGAAUCUAGGACCAUAUUCAGAACCACAUCUUCAAGUUACAGAGUCAUCAGAGAUACCCCUAAGGUCAGAAUAUGAAAACACAGAAACUGUGGGGUUGGCAACAUUUCCAGUUGAAAACAUCCAGGAGGUAAUACCAGUACCAACAUAUUCAGAAAAAGGAUCUCUGGAGUUGACUUUAGGACCAGGGAUGCAAUAUGAGAAAUCAGAGCCACUACUGCAAAAUUUGAAAUAUGUGAAGUUAACCUCUGAGUCAUCCCCAUUAGUGGUAGGAUCUAAACAGUUUAUUACAGGACGAAAACCACAUGUUAUGGAGUUGACCCCAGAGCCACAGCUCCAGGGAGUAAAGUCUAGGCAGUUGGAGCCACAGCCAAAAUUACAAGAUGUGAAAUAUGUUAAUUUAAUUCAACAGUCAACUACUACCAGAGUGGUAGAAUCAGAGAAGCCAAUACAAGAGCCAGUGCUACAAAGCAUGAUAUCAGAGGAAUUGAGUAAGGAGGCACAGCUCCAAGGGCCACAGCUGCAUAGUGCAAGAUUUUCAGAGUUAUCUCCAGAGCUGCCACUUCAAGGAGAAAGACCUAUAGAUUUAAUCUCAGGGUCUCCACAUCAUGGUGUGAAAUCUGAUGAAUUGACCCCAGCUUCCCCAGUGCAAGAAAUAAAAUUGUCAGAUUCUAUCCCAGGACCAAAACAUCAAAGUGCUGUAUCUGUACAGUUGACUGCAGAAUCACAACCUCAAAGUAUGAAAUUUAUGGAACUAAACUCAGGACCAUGCUUGCAAAAUAUCAGAUUUUCUGAUUUGACCCCAGAACCAAAGCAUCAAGGUUUCAAACAUGUGCAGUUUAUACCAGGAACACAGCUUCAAGACAUAAAGUCCGUAGGAUUUGUAACAGAGUCAUCUUUGCAGUUAAGUCAAGGGCUCCCAGUUGAAAAUAUGAAAUCUGUUCUGUCUGUUGAAGGAUCACAGUUUCACAGCUUGAAAUCUGUCAAACUGACCUCAAAACUACAAUUUCAAGAUGUGAAAUCUGAGGAACUGAACCUAGGGCCAGGGCAGCAAGAUGUAAAAUUUUCUGAAUUGACUUCAGGGCCAAAGCUUCAAGGUGUCAAAUCUGGGGAGCAAACCCCAGGACCACUGUUUCAUAGUGUGACUUCUGUGGACACAACUCUAGAGUUAGGGCUUCAAGAUUCUAAAUCAGCAAAGAUGUCUCCAGGGCUUCACGGUGUGAAACAGGUGGGGCCAUGGCUACAAGAUGUCAAAUUUUGUGAUCUGACAUCAGGAACUCAACCUCAAGGCGUGAAAUCUUCAGAGUUAAACUCAGCGCAACAACAACAAUAUGUGAAAUUUUUUGAGUUCACUCCAGAGCCAAAGAUGCAAGGAGUAAAAUCUAUGAAGUUGACCCCAGGACCUGAGCAGCAAGGGGUUAAGCCUGAGAUGUUAGUACCAGAGCCACUGUUUCAAGGUGUAAAAUGUGUGGCAGUAGACCACAUAUCAAGCUUUGAAGGUGACAUUUCAUAUAAAUUAGUCUCAGAGCCACAGAUACCAGAUGCAAAAUCUAUGGAGUUGACUCCUGGACCGCAGUUGCCAAGUGUAAACUACUCUGAGUUGACCAGAAGACCACGGUUACAAGUUGUGAAAUCUUCUGAAUUGAUCCAAGGAUCACAGUUGCAAGAUGUAAAACCUGUAGAGUGGAUCCCAAUCUCAAAGCUUCAAGGUUUACAAUCUGAGGCGCUAAUGCCAGAGCCACAGCUGGAAGAUACGAAAUCUGUGGAGUUAACACCAGGGCCACAUUUGGGAAGUAUGAAAUCUAUGCAGUUAACAUCAAAGCCACAACUGGGAAAUGUCAAAUCUACAGUGUUAACCCUUGGGCCACAGGUGGGAGAUGCGAAACCGGUAGAGGUGACCCCAGGCUCAAAACUUCAUGAUUUGAAAUCUGAGUUGUUGAUCUCAGAGUCAGAGUUGAAAGAUGUGAACUCUGUGGCCUUAACUCCAGGACAAUGUCCAAGAGGUAUGAAAUCUACGUUGCUAACCCCAAGUCCACAGCUGGAAGUUAAGAAGUCUGUGGAGACAACUUCAGGGCCACAGAUAGAAGAUGUCAAAUCUGUGAAACUCACCUCAGAUUCCAAGCUUCAAGGUGUGGAAUCUGAUGAGUUGGCUCUGGGUUCAAGAAAUCAAGGAUUAAAAACUGUGACGUUGGUCCCAAGGAUACAACUGCAAGAUGUGAAAGCUGUGGAAUUGAAACUUGGACAAAGGAUGCAAGAUGAGAAUUCUGUGUUUUUUGCACCAAGGUCAUUGCUCCAAGGGCCUCAACUACAAGGUAUGAAACCUCAGGAAUUGACUACCGAGCCACAAAUGCAAGAUGUGAAAAUUUUGGAGAUAACCCCACGUUCAAAUCUUCAAAGUUUAAAACCUGUAGAGAAGACUCCAGAUCCAGAGCUGCAAUUUGUAAAAUCUGUGAAGUUGACCCCAAGGCUAAAGAAGCAGGCAGUAAAAUCUGCGUUUGCAACCAGAAGACAAAAGUUUCAAGGAGUAAAAUCUGUGGAUUUAGCCCCGAGGCAACAGCUUCAAGAGAUGGAACUUGUGAAUUUAACUCCUGGGCCAAAACAGGUUGGUGAGAUAUCUGUAAUCUCACCAGAGCAGCAAUGUGUGAAUUCAGAGCCACUGAAGAGAGGGUCUAAGUCAGAAGAUGGGAUGUCUUGGGAGUUAACUCCAGAGCUAAAAUUUAAAGAGAGAAAAUUAGUAGAUCCCAACUUUGAGUUAGAGUUGAAAGGUAGGAAAUCAUUUGAAUUGACUCCAGAAUCAAAUAUUCAAGGUGUAAAAUCUAAAGAGUUCAAACUUGAACCACAGUUGCAAAGUAUAAAGUCUCCCAAGUUGACCCCAGGACCACAGCUGCAACAAGUGAAAUCCUCAAAGUCAACUUCAGAGCCACAACUUCAGGGUGUGAAAACUGUUGAGUUAAAACAGGAGCCAAGGCCUGAAAGUAUGAGAUGUAUUCAGUGGAUACCAGGACCUGAGUUCCAAGGUGUGAAAUCUGUAGGGUUAAAUCUUGAGUCACAAUCUCAAGGUGUCAAAUCUGUAGAGUUGAAAUCUUCAAUACAGUUAAGAGAUGUGAAGUCAUCUGAAUUGCCUCUGGGGCCAAAAAUUCAAGGUGCAACAUAUAUGAAGUUCAACCUUGGGCCACAGUCGCAGAGUGUGAAAGCUCCUGAGUUAUCCCCAGGACCACAGCGGCAAGAAGGAAAAUUUUUGGCAUCAACCUCAGAGCCACAGCUUCAAGGUAUGAAAACUGUGGAGUUAAACCAAAAGCCACAGCUUGAAAGUAUGAGAACUGUUCAGUGGAUGCCUGCACCAGUGUUUCAAGGUGUGAAAUCUCUGCUAAAUCUUGGGUUGCAAUCUCAAUGUGUCAAACCAGCAGAGUUGAAACCUUUGAUACAGUUAAGAGAUAUAAAGUCAUCUGUAUUGACUCCAAGGCCAAAGCUCCAAGGUAUACAAUCUUUGGCAUCACUCCAAGAACCUCAGCCUCAAGGUCUCAAUUUGAAACCUCGUCUACAGUUUAGAAGUAAGAAAUCAUGUGACCUGACUUCCAAGUCAAAGCUCUGUGAUAUAAAACCCAUGAUGUUCAAAUCUAGGCUUCACUUGCAUGAUGGAAAAUCUCCUAAGUUGAUCCCAGGACCAUGGUUUCAAGAAGUGAAACCAUUACCGUCAUCCCCAGGAACACAGCUUCAAGGUGUGAAGUCUGUAUUGCUUACAAAAGAGCCACAGUUUCCUGAGGUGAAAUCUGGGGUAUUAAGCCAAGAGUCACAAUUACAAAGUGAUAAAACUAUAGAGUUGAACUCCCCACUACACUUGAAAAGUAUGAAGUCAUCUGAGUUGACUCUUCAGACAGAGCUUCAAGCUGUGAAAUCUGAGGGUUUCAACAGUGGGCCACAGUGGCAAGGUCUAAAAUCUUCUAAGUCACCACUUGAGACAAAGUCCCAAGAUAAGAAAUUUACUGAGUUAAUCUCUGACUCACAGUUGCAAGGUACAACAUUUUCUAAAUUGACUGUGGGGACAAAGAUUCAAGGUGUCAAAUCUACAGAUUUCAACCCUGGGUCAUUGUUACAAGGUGUGAAAUCUUCUGAGUUGAUACUGGGGACAAAGCUUCAAAAAGUGAAAUCAGUGGAAUUCAAGUCGGGUCCACAGUUGGAAGAUACGAAAUCUUCCAAAUUAAUCACAGAUAUAAAGCUUCAAGAUGUAAAAUCUACGAAUUUCAGGUCUGGACCAAACUUGCAGGGUAUUAAAUCAUCUGAAGUUAUCCCAAGGGAAAAGCUUCAAGGUGUGAAGUCUGUAGAACUGAAACGUAGUCCAAAGUUACAAGGUGAGAAAUCUUCUGAUUUGACUCUGGGGAGGAAGUUUCCAGGUGUGAAAUCUGUAGAGUUGGACUCAGGCCCACACUUACAAGAUAUGAAGUGUUCUGAGCUGAUCAUGGGUAUAAAGCUUCCAGAUGUAAAAUCUAAGCGGUUAAGUUCUAGACCACACUUUCAAGUUAUGAAAUCUUCUGAAGUGAUCCCAGGGACAAAGCUUCAGAAAGCGAAAUCGGUGUUCAACUCUGGACCAGAGACACAAAGUAAAAAAUUUUCUGAGUUGAUUCAAGAGACAAAGCUUCAAGAUGUGAAAUCCUUAGAGUUUAACUGUGGACUGAAGUUACAAGGUGGGAAAUCUGAUUUAACCCAGAGGAGGAAGCUUCAAGGUGUGAAAUCAGUGGAGUUCAACCCUGGACCACAGAGACAGGGUGAGAAAUCUGAUUUGAUGCUAGAGUGGAGGCUUCAAGAUUUGAAAUCUGUUGUUCCAUGGUUGCAAGGUGUGACAUCUUCAGAGUUAACACCAGAGACAAAGCUUCAAAGUGGAGAAUCUGUGGAGUUCACCACCAGGCCAGUGUGGCAAGAUAUGAAACCUUUUGAAUUGACUCUUGGUACAAAGGUACAAGAUGUGAAAUCUUUGGGGUUUAAAUCAGCUCCACAGUUACAAGACAGGAAAUUGUCUAUGUUGACACCAGAGGCACACCUUCAAGGUGUGAAAUCUAUGGAAUUCAACCCUGAGGCAAAAUUGCAAGGUGCAAAAUCUUCUGAACAUAUAAAGCUUCAAUUAAUGAACUCUACAGAGGUCAACCCUGGUCUAGAAUUUCAGGUUGCAAAACCCUCUGAGUUGGCCUUGGAAUCAAAGAUUCAUAGUGGAAUAUUGUCUGAGAUCAGUGGUAGAAAGCAGUGGCAAGAUGAGAAAUCUUAUAAGUUGAAUCCAUGGCCAGAACUUCAAAGUGUAAAAGUCAUGGUGUUCAAUCCUGGGACACAUUCGCAACAUAUAAAAUCUUCAGAAUUAUGCAAAGGGACAAAGCUUCAAGAUGUGAAAUCUUUGGGAUUCAAUCCUGACCAACAGUUGCAAGAUGUGAAAUAUUCUGAUUUUUGUCUGGGAACAAGGCUUCAAGGUAUUCAAUAUUUUGAGUUCAAUCCUGGACCACAGUUGCAAGAGGUAAAAUCUGAGUUGAGCACAGAAAUGAAGCUUCCAGAUGAGCAAUUUCUGGAAUUCAAGCAUAAGCCUAAAUUACAAGGUGGGAAAUGCUCUGAACAGAAUCCAGGGCCACAGCGUCAGUGUAUAAAUUAUAUGCCAUUCAACACUGGGUCACAGGUGCAAGAUAUAAAGUCUUCUGGGUUGAAUCCUAGUCCAGAGCUUCAAGGUAGAAAAUCUAAAGUGCUCUGCAUUGGGCCUUAUUUGCAAGGUGUGAAUUCUUCUGCAUUCAUUUCAGAACCAAAACUUCAGUGUGUAAAUUCUACUGGAUGCAACCCUGGGCCACAUUUGCAAGGCACAAACUCUUCUGAAUUAAAUUCCGUUUCAAAACUUCAAGGUAUGAAUUCUUCUAAGUUAAAUUCAGGGGCAGAGAUUCAAAGUGAGACAUCUAUGGUGUUCAACCCUGGACCACACUGCCAAGGUCUGAAAUCUGAAUUGGGUCCAGGGUCAAAGUUUCUAAGUGUAGCACCCACAGAAUGCAAUCCUGGGCCACAGAUACAGUGUGCAAAGUCUUUUGAAUUGAAUCCAGAGCCAAAAUUACAAUGUUUAGAUUCUAUGGGGUGCCAACAUGGACCACCCUUGCAAGGAGCAAAAUCUUUUGAGUUGACUUCGGGGAAAACAUGUCAAGAUAUGGGAUCUGAGGCGAAUCCAGGCACAGAGAAUCAAUGUGAGACAUCUAUGGUGUUCAAUCCUGGACCACAUUGCCAAGAAUCACAGCAACAAGGUGUGAAAUAUUUGGCGUCUACUCCAGAACCAAAGUUGCAAAGCAUAAAACAUGUAAAAUCUAGGAUCUUCCAGGCAGGAUCAGGGGCUCGAAGAGGCCUUACCUGGCCUGUCCUGGGCAGGCGACGGAAUGUCUGGGAGAGUCGCUCCUGGAGGCAGCGACUACCUAGAAAAUACCUCUCCAGUAUGCUAACGCUGGGGAAUGUCUUGGGGACCAGCAUGGAAAGGAAGCUUUAUUCUCAAACAUCUUUAACAGAAAGAGCCACUGCAGAUACCUGUCAAUCUAUUCAGAAUUUAUUUGGGGUUCCAGUUGAAUUGAUGGAAUUUUCCCAGAGUCUGCUUGAGAAGGGUCAAGGUACUAUUUCUCAGCCUUCAGUGGUCAAAAACUACAUUCAGAGACAUACUUCAUGCCAUGGUCAUGAGAAAAGAAUGGCCUUAAGGGUGUGGACACGUGGCUCCAUGUCCUCCAUAAUACAGCACUACUCUGGCACUAGAGUGAGAAUAAAGAAAACAAACUCAAAGCCCUGUGAUAUAUCCCAGGAAGUCAUUCAGCACAUGCCUGUUUCAUGUACAGGGCGUCAGCUUCCUGCCCCAGCAAAGUCAGAGUCUUCCUUCAACGUAUUUUUUGCUAGGAGAGAUUCUGUUCCAGUGGAAGAGAGUGAGAACUCACGGAGUGAUUCACAGACAAGGAUUUUUGAGUCCCAACACUCCCUCAAGCCAAGUUAUCUUCCCCAGGCCAAGUCUGACUUCUCAGAACAGUUCCAGCUUCUACAAGAUCUGCAGCUAAAAAUAGCAGCAAAACUGUUAAGGAGUCAAAUACCUCCCAACGUACCUCCACCUUUAGCUUCAGGUCUGGUUCUAAAAUACCCUAUCUGCCUACAGUGUGGCCGAUGUUCAGGAUUUAAUUGCUGCCAUAAAUUACAGGGCACUUUUGGAACUUACCUUCUUAUCUAUCCACAGCUUCACCUUGUAAGAACUCCUGAAGGCCAUGGAGAGAUCAGGUUGCGUCUUGGCUUUAGGUUGCAAACUGGGAAAAGACCCCAAGUCCCAAAGUAUCAUAGACGAGAUAGACCCAUCACACCAAGGAGCCUUAGAUCAACAUCACUAAGGAAAGCUAAAGGCUAUACUCAAGCUUCCAAGAGUCCUACUUCUACAAUAGAUUUCCAGUCUGGGUCUUCCCAGUGUCCUGCUCCUAUACAAGUCCAUAUCAGGCGAAGGCAAGGUGGCAGCCCUGGCCUAGUAGAAAAGACAGAAAUUAGAGAGCCUGGACACUAUGAAUUCACUGAAGUUCACUCUCUAUCAGAGAGUGACUCUGAAAGCAAUCAGGAUGAAAAGUGGGCUCCUAAUUUCUCUAAGGAAUUACCAAGCCAGUUAAGAAGGAAGAUGAGUGGAGCGUCUCAGACAACUACCGCCUCUUUAAAAAGACAACCUAAGAAAUCCUCCCAACCAAAAUUCAUUCAACUCCUUUUUCAGGGCCUAAAGCAGGCAUUCCAAACAGCACACAGAAUUAUGGCUUUGGUUGGGCAGAAGCCUGAGGACAGGACAAGGCCAGACUAUUUCUGGUCAAGCAAAAACUACCUUCCAAAGCAAAGAGCCAGAGACUAUUGCUUAUCAAGAGAUAUCAAAAGACACAGGAUGCCAACUCUCAAGCUAAGGUCAACAGACCCAACCAUUAAGGAGGAGAGCACACUGUGGGGAGAAACAGACCAAUUCAGAUCAGCUCAACAACCAACAGGAAAUAGCUCUUUCCAACCCAGACCUAUACAACUGCCCAAGCCCAUAGUUUCCCAAAGAAGUACCACUCUCAAAAACACCUCAAGCAGCCAGCCUUUGGGUCCUGUUCAAAAUGAGAGUAAUAGCAGAGCUAAGAAAAACUUUAACAGAAAUGAAAUCUCUAGCCAGGAGUCCAAGAACUCCAAACCAGGAACCAGAGUUCACGCUGGAGGGAGACCCUUACAUGGUUCCCCUAUAAAGAGAACCUCACACAGUCACCUUAAAGAAAAGUCCACACACAAGGAACGAAACCACCACAGCUUCUGUAGGGAAAGAACCCCAUGGAAUUCUUCUGGAAGGAGCCAAUAUAGUCCCUCUGAGAGGGGCCACCGAAGUGCCUCUGAGAGGAGCCAUCGCAGUCCCUCUGAGAAGAGCCACCACAGGGCCUCUGAGAGGAGAUGUCGCAGUCCCUCUGAGAGGAGAGGACACAGCGCUUCUGAGAGGAGCCACCAAAGUCCCCUCAAGGAGAGACUCAAGCACAGCUCACCUAGGGAGAGGCCCAGAUAUAGUUUGGGUAAAGAUUUCAGGAGUAACUCAAACAUGUCUCCUAGAGACCACACCAAAAAACCCCAAAGGAGGGCAAGUUUGGAGGCCUGA